UCCUCAUUAAGCGGGCAGCAGCAGGUGUGUCACUCAAACGGAGCAGCAGUUUGUCUGCAACGAUCGUGUUUAUUAGCCUACAAAAAAUAUUAAAGCCAAUUUCAUCUUUAAAACAAACAAACAAGCAAACAGCGAUGCUCGUGCUCGUGCUGCAGCUGUGCGCGCUCCCGAUGCUGCUCCUCGGCCUCACGCGCCCCGGUUUUGCGGGGGCCUGCAGGCCGGAGCUGUGCACGGACCCCGACAGGUGCCUCCUCGCGCCGGACCGCACGAGCUGCACGUGCGCCUUCGGGUUUUACGCGGAGCGCUGCGACCGAGAUGCAGGCAUCAAGGUGACGUGCGGUAAAGACUUCAUAGCCAUCAGGGUGCUGGAGGACUUCUUCAGGUACCACAACGUGCCGCUGGAGGCGCUGCACCUGCCCAACAGCUCGUGCCGCGCCCAGCGCCAGGUGAUCGCCGGCGACGCCUUCUACACGUCCCGCAUCUCCACAGAGCAGUACGCCGCCUGUGGGGGGAAGCCGCUGGAGAGGAACAUCACUCACGUCUCGUACUCGCUGAGUUUGCUGUCCGACCCUCAGGCCGUCGGGAACAUCAUCAGGGAUCCGCUCGUGAAGAUCGACUACACCUGCGUGUAUCCGUACAUCCGAACCGUCAGCCUGCCGUUCCCAGUCAUCCCUUUCUCCAGUGAGAAGGUGAUGCGUGUGGAUGAACUGGACGCCACCGUUCAGAUGCUGCUGUACACGGACGGCAGCUACAGCGAGGCUCACCGCGGGGCGCCCACCAUCGAGCUGAGAGACAAGGUGUACGUGGAGGUGAAGGUGACGGAGCCUGCCGGGUUCUUCCUGCUGCGGGUCGACGAGUGCUGGGCCACUCAGUCGUCGAGGCCCAACGCCUCCGAGGACUCAGCUCACACACUGCUGCUCGACGGGUGUGUGAGUGACCAAACUGUCCGCUUCCUCGGUGAGACGCGGGGACAGCCGGGCGGUAACGGGGAAAGCUCCGCCGUCCGCUACAGCUUCGACAUGUUUCGCUUCACAGCGGCGCCUCACGACCUGUACCUGCACUGCACCGUGCAGCUGUGUGAGCCCGACGACACCGAGGCCUGCAAGCCUAACUGUAAAUCCAUCAGUAAGAGGGAGGCCGUGAGAGCAGCUCCUGCCGCAGGCCUGCUGUCCUACGGCCCCAUCAGGAUCGAAAUGCCACACAGGCCUCAGUCUAGCAUAGUGGCGAUGGCGGUGCUGCCGGUCGCAGGGAUCUGGAUCGUGGGCCUCUUCCUCAUCGUCCUCAUCACUGUGGCCAAGGCGGGCAGAAGGAGGCUGGCACGACUCCAGGAGCACUGACAUGCUGCUGAAGCUUUAAUAAAACUAUAAAACACA
Myripristis murdjan (pinecone soldierfish) is the source of this 1373-nucleotide messenger RNA. It is a transcript of the gene zpd, whose product is annotated as zona pellucida glycoprotein d. The record is from RefSeq and is a predicted model, not a curated record. The transcript is spliced from 10 exons. Lineage: Eukaryota; Metazoa; Chordata; Actinopteri; Holocentriformes; Holocentridae. Bases 135 to 1337 code for a protein of 400 amino acids.